This is a messenger RNA of Prunus mume (Japanese apricot), 630 nucleotides long. RefSeq names its product protein ELC-like. Gene Ontology annotation, molecular function: ubiquitin binding. NCBI's taxonomy places the organism in Eukaryota, Viridiplantae, Streptophyta, Magnoliopsida, Rosales, Rosaceae. The record is from RefSeq and is a predicted model, not a curated record. Gene Ontology annotation, cellular component: ESCRT I complex. Gene Ontology annotation, biological process: protein modification process; protein transport; endosome to lysosome transport.
AUGCCAAACUUGACUCUUCAGCAAAACCUCAUUCAGUAUGCAAUUACUCUAAUAGGUGAGGGCCAACUUGAUUACCCUAUACAAGAUAGGCACAGAAUACUUACCGAUGUUAUCCAGUUGCUCUUUCACAUGCCUUCAUUAGUUCCGACGAGGGGUAGGUUUCAGAAAGGAGAACCCCUCGUUUUGGUGAUCGAGGGAACCAUUCCCAUCUUUUAUAAGGCCCAGCAUUACAAAACCCCAAUCAAAAUAUGGGUUCCAUUAGGUUAUCCUAGGGACUCUCCGAAGGUGCGCGUGGUGGUCGAGGACCAAGCGAUAUUGUCAAUCAAGUUCCCUCACCCUUAUGUCGACGCUGGAGCUGGUGGUCUAGUAAAUGUGCCGUACAUGCAGGCUUGGACCGAAUCACACUUAGAGAUAAGAACUCUCACAGAUCUGGUAAUUAAUAUGUGUGAAUGUUUUAGUGUAGACCCACCCGUUCGACAAAGGGUGCCGCCGAAGCCGCCGGCCCCGGUACCCACGUUCCCCAUUCCGCAACCACCUCAGGAGCAAGAGAUGCAAGAGAGGGAGAGGCAGGAGGAAGGCAAGAGAUGCAGAGGCAAGAGAGGCCGAGGUUGGGCUUGUGGUCUUCUUUGA